Dissoconium aciculare CBS 342.82 is the source of this 474-nucleotide messenger RNA. RefSeq lists its product as uncharacterized. The transcript has a single exon. Lineage: Eukaryota; Fungi; Ascomycota; Dothideomycetes; Mycosphaerellales; Dissoconiaceae. The record is from RefSeq and is a predicted model, not a curated record. Bases 1 to 474 code for a protein of 157 amino acids.
AUGGGCUCUCGCCUCUCCCAACCCCGCGGCGUCGCCAGCACAACCGAAGCCUCGCGUCCAACAGCCGCCCUCCCUCCACCGAGUCCCAGCAACCCGCUCCCAGGCUCCAAUCGGCGACCAUUCAACACGAGGCUCCUCAUCGCGCCCGCCGCCGCCGCGACGAUGGCUUUGCUCCUCUUCGUCUACACGCGCACGAGCAUCCGCGCGGCCAAAGCCAAUGCGCAACGACACCGGGAUGCGGACGGCGGCGGCGGCGGUGGCGGACUGAGUUUAUUGAACGAGCAUCGCAGAAGACAUGGGUUGAAGGAGAAAGUUGGAGGCACGCAGGGUGGGACGGUUGUUGAGCUUGGGAGGGAGAUUUUUGGGGGCGCUGGGAAGGAGAGAUGGAAGGACGAGGGGGCGGGCGAAGAUGGGGAUAAGGGCAGGUCGGCGGAGGAGGAGAGGUUGAGGGGUUUGAUGGGGAAGAAGAGUUGA